Fonticula alba is the source of this 1143-nucleotide messenger RNA. RefSeq lists its product as hypothetical. Lineage: Eukaryota; Rotosphaerida; Fonticulaceae. The record is from RefSeq and is a predicted model, not a curated record. Bases 71 to 997 code for a protein of 308 amino acids. Gene Ontology annotation, biological process: cobalamin metabolic process. The transcript is spliced from 2 exons.
CCCCCCCCCCCCCCCCCCGUCAUCCCCUCUUCUCCGCAUUUCUGCCCUCUCCCCCUUCCCUCUGCUGGCGAUGGUCUCCUCCCUUGCCGAGCACGAGCCGCCGGCGCUUGGCGGCCUGUCGGUGUCUGCCUCUGGCCAACUGGCGGCCUUGCAUCUGGUGGCCGGCCGGCCGCCGGGCUCGCCGCGGAUACCGACCGAUGUGGGCCUUGGCGAUGUGGUCGCCGGUUCGAGCGCGGCGGCCAUCGAAGCGUCCCCUCGGCACAAUCGGACCCUGCUGACGCCGGUCUUCGUGGACUUGGCACACUCGGGGAACCUGGGGCGGCGGUUCCCGGCGGCGGUCCUGGCGCCCGCCUCGGCCACCGCCUCCGACGAGGCCCAUCCACACCGGUGCCUGCUGGAGGUGAGCGCCCACGCGCCGGGCCGCGCCCUGCGCCGAGAGCUGGGCCCCGUCUUCCCGGACAUCUUCCGGCCCGGGGCCUCGCGCUUCAUGGCCCCCGAUGGGACAGACCUCCUCCGGCGCGACGCGCGCGCCGAGUUCAUCGUGGUGCCCACUUUCCAACGGUCAGCUGCAGACCUGAGCGUCUUUUCCGAGCACUCCGAGCUGGAGAAGGACCGCCUGCUGGAGCGUUUUUCCCUCUGGGCACACACGGUCUGCUCGCGGUUGAAUGAGCUCGGCUACUGGGCCGCGUAUGCGGACCCGGCGUCCGGUAGCCCGGUUUGCUUUGCUCCCGGGGCAUGGGCCGGGCUGUUGCCCUCGGCCACCGGGGCCACCCCGGUCGCGGGGAUGCCCCACUCCCUGAGCGUCACCAAUCCCGCCGUGGCACUGUACCCGGAGGUCGCCGCCGCGCGGGCCUUCCUCCGGUACUAUGUCGACACGGCCGCCUGCUCGGGGACCUGCGCCCUGCUCUGGCAUCCCCAGUGGAAGUCAGCCACAUACCCGGCCACGCUCUUUGCCUUUGCCCCGGCGGAUGUUGUUCGACAAAUCAUCGUUGAAUGACCGUGCUUCUCUCGGGGUUUUUUUUUCCGCGCCCCUCUCGGCAUCUCCCCCCCCCCCCUCCCCUCCUCCGUGAGGUUGAACCGGCGAGCAGUGUACAAUAGCAGGAAUCCCUCCCCCGGGAAGAGGGGAAGCUUGGUGCCGGCAUC